Molecule: messenger RNA, 558 nt
Organism: Alternaria postmessia
Lineage: Eukaryota; Fungi; Ascomycota; Dothideomycetes; Pleosporales; Pleosporaceae
Exons: 1
Coding region: 1-558 (185 amino acids)
Source: RefSeq, a predicted model, not a curated record
AUGUGUAUCAUGUUCUUCAUAUCCCACUACGACGGCCCACGAGAGCACUUCCUUUGCCAGUACCACUGCGCACAUACCGACUGUCCCGGAACCUUUGAGGCACAUCAAAAGUAUCUACUUGAAGAGAGCCGCUUGGACUGCUCAGAGUGUUUGGCCAAAGAUGGCGAUCAGGUGGAUCCAGAUAUAGUUCCGAUACAGUACUAUCCUGCCACUCCCCACUUUGAGAUUGAGUACGUGGAGGGGAAGGGUUGGGUCAAAGUCUGUGAGCAAGGUGGCGUGAAUGGUACAGGGAAGACUAAAGUGCAGGAGGAUGAGGAGGAGGAUGAUCAAGAUGACGGACGCUACGCUCAUAGCUUCGCAAGUCUCUCGGACUGCGAUAGCGUCACUUCACACUGGCGUCUGGAUCCAACCUUCGCAUCGCCUGUUCGCCCAACCGCUGCGACCACUAAGGGCAAGUCGCCCGCUCCACCCUACCAGGGGCUGUCAACAAUGGAAGAGGCGUAUGAGACGCGUUCUCCACAUGAGCCGCCACACGAGAUGACCAAGGUACGUGAGUAA